GUUGAAACAGAGUUUCCUCAAACUCAUGAAAGCAUGCUGUGGCCCUUUCUACUCGCCCUCAGCCUGUUGCCAUGGAUCCCAGCCUUCCUCUGCAGGGUAACCACCGACGCAGAGCUCGCAGUCAUGGAGGGCCGAUCCCUCACAAUCCCGUGUCAUUACGACCCUCAGUACGCCGGCUAUGUGAAGUACUGGUGCCGGGGGAAGAUGAGGGAGUUCUGCACCAGCUUGGCCCGAACCGACCUGGCCACUCCGGCGGUGAAGAAGGUGAGCCUCUUCGACGACCCCGUCCAGCAGUUGUUAACUGUGACCAUGGGUGACCUGAAGGAGGCGGACUCCGGCUGGUACAUGUGCGGCGUGGAGGUCGGCGGCGGGUGGACCCCCGACGUCGUCGCUUACACGUACAUCAAGGUCGUUCACGGUAUGUCAGUGGUGAACAGCCGACUGAGUGGGGAAGAAGGGAGUAGCGUCACCGUGGAAUGCCACUACAGUGAGAGAUACAGAGACAGCGAGAAGAAGUGGUGCCGGAGUGGAGACUGGCGCACCUGUCUUCUGACGGGUGCUGACGGGAGCUACGAAGACCCUUCAGUGGCCCUCAGCGAUGACAGAAGCUGGACCUUCACUAUAACCUUAAAGGAGCUGCGGAUGAGAGACAGCGGCUGGUACUGGUGCUCUGUGGGAGCGCAGCAGAUGCUGGUGCAGGUUCUGGUCACACCAAGACCCACGACUACUGCAGCGACUGAGACGUCCCCACCGACACCGAGUCAGUCCGCGGUGCUCCUGCCUCCGCCCGAGCCCAUCACCGAGCAGUCACGGAGCAGUCACAGACACAUCUUGGAGGCCCUGCUGGUGUGCGCCUCCAUCGUGGUCCUCGUGGGCUUGGCCCUGUUGGCGAGGAAGUUGUGGAGACGACACAGGCGGGAUCCUGUGCAGGGACAAUUAAAUUGGAUAAAAGCAAGGCACAAUGAGUUCUCAGGGGAAGUAAGUGACCCGCAGAGCACUGGCGUCGCUUUCCUCAACGCGGAUACCCAGGACGUACAUAUGUACUGAGCUCUGCCACAAUAAAUUACAUUUAGCUGACGCUUUUA
Messenger RNA from Pseudoliparis swirei, 1085 nucleotides. It is a transcript of the gene pigr, whose product is annotated as polymeric immunoglobulin receptor. The transcript is spliced from 8 exons. Bases 34 to 1047 code for a protein of 337 amino acids. NCBI's taxonomy places the organism in Eukaryota, Metazoa, Chordata, Actinopteri, Perciformes, Liparidae. The record is from RefSeq and is a predicted model, not a curated record.